Molecule: messenger RNA, 2058 nt
Organism: Belonocnema kinseyi
Lineage: Eukaryota; Metazoa; Arthropoda; Insecta; Hymenoptera; Cynipidae
Product: oxysterol-binding protein-related protein 2
Exons: 10
Coding region: 413-1729 (438 amino acids)
Cellular component (GO): cytosol; intracellular membrane-bounded organelle; membrane
Molecular function (GO): sterol binding
Source: RefSeq, a predicted model, not a curated record
GAAUGUAUAAGGUGUCGUAGUGUAUCCUUUAGCAGAUUAUCAACUUUAUGAUUCGUAUAUGCGAUGAAGAAAUAUUUGGAGUUUCUUUUUUUAAACAAAGAGAUGCAUUAACCUCGCGGUAAAUUAUUUUGCUUUAAAAACCCCAUGACUAUUCCUUAAAUUCUCCUUGUCAACGUGCAUACUACUUGUAUUGAUAGACAAGUUUGCAUAUGGUAUGAGAAGAAAUGGAAUUCGCUUACGGUAGCAAUUGAUGUUUGCCAAUGUUUGCCUAUACGAACAAUUACAGUAAACAGGGUAGAAACGGGAAUCUAACUGAUAAGUGGAAUUCUUGUGCAACAUUAUCUUGUGAGUCCUGGAUCACUUAUAGUAAUCCCAGAAGACUUUUAGUUGGGAACUUGAAUAGAAACAAACUAUGGCUACAGAAAACUAUAAAUACAGGAAAUCUUUACCAGCUCCGGGACAUUCAGAAGUGAAUGUAAGCUCAGUCUUGUCGUUUGGAAAAGAUCUGAGCAAAAUAACAAUGCCAGUUAUAUUUAACGAACCUCUGUCUUUCCUUCAACGAGUAGCCGAGUACAUGGAAUAUUCCAAAUUAUUGAAGCAAGCAUCUUUGGAACAAACUCCUGCCGGAAGACUACAGUACGUAGCCGCUUUCGCAGUAAGUGCACUAGCUUCCAACUGGGAACGAUUGGGAAAGCCAUUUAAUCCUCUCCUUGGGGAAACGUAUGAGCUACAGCGUGAAGACUUCCGAAUACUGUGUGAACAAGUAUCGCAUCAUCCACCCGUUUCUGCGUUUCAUGCUGAUAGCGAAGAUUUCGUCUUUCAUGGAAGCAUACAUCCGAAGCUUAAAUUUUGGGGAAAAUCCAUAGAGGUACAUCCUAAAGGUGUUCUAACAGUCGAGUUACCGAAGUGGAAUGAAGCGUACACUUGGCAGAAUGUUAACUGCAUUCUUCAUAAUGUUUUGGUUGGACAAAUAUGGAUGGAACAGUUAGGUGCCUUAGAAAUAAAGCAAACUGGUGAAGCCAUGCUAACAGCUUCUUUAGCCUUUAAAAGCGCUGGCUGGAACGGCAAAGAUCUUCAUCGAGUAGAGGGUUUUAUUACAGACCAAAAUAAGAGAAAACUGUUAUUUUUAUAUGGAAAAUGGACGGAAAGAUUACGCUCAUGUGACCCAUGUUUGUAUGCCGAAACCAUUGAAAAGCUUAAGCGAGAAGCAAAAAGUCCCCAAGGAAGUCCAGGACAUAAGAAGGUUCUAGCAAGACUGCAUAGUUUAAAAGUCGGAGCAUUCAAACCCUUACAGGAUUCAAUGGAUGAAUCAUCAAGUGCUGAAGGAGAAGAUAAUCCAAGUGUGGAUGAGAUACCUGGAUCAAAAAAUUUAUGGGAAGCAACAGCCAGACCUGCUAACAGUGCUGAUUUUUACCAGUUUACUGCAUUCGCAAUGUCUCUGAACGAGAUGGAACCUGGAAUGGAAAAAAAUCUUUGUCCAACUGAUUCAAGAUUAAGACCAGAUAUUCGUAAACUGGAAGCUGGAGAUCAAGAUGGUGCAGCUGCUGAAAAAACGAGAUUGGAAGAAAAACAACGUGAUUCGCGUAAAUUGAGAAAGCACAAAAAAUGUCCAGAAUGGGCACCAAGAUUUUUUCGACAUGAAGUCAAUCCAUACACCGGCCAAGAGGACUGGUUAUAUCAAGGCGGUUAUUGGGAUCGGAAUUAUUCAGAUGUCGAAGAUAUAUUUUAAUGAUAAUUCAUUAUAAGUUUUUAAUUCCAGAAGAAGAAUUCAUAUGAGUUGAGAGAAAUAUUUAAAUAAUAACGGAGUCUGGUGGUCGCAGAAGGAUAUCUGGGACGAAAGACAAGAGAGGGUCCUAAGAUUUGAUGUGUAAAAAAAACUAGUGAAUUAGGUUGCUCAUAUAGUGUACAUGUAUAUUGUAUAUUUCACGAGAUGAAAAACCAAUCUUCCAAGAUCUUAGAUCUUUUAUUCCAAGAAGUGUGUGUAUUACAUGCCAGAAAAAUGUACAAUUGCGGUUCAGACAAUGUAUAAAAAAAAGAGAAUUAAAGUUAUAUGUUGUA